This is a messenger RNA of Heteronotia binoei (common prickly gecko), 2073 nucleotides long. RefSeq names its product cathepsin E-like. Bases 68 to 1294 code for a protein of 408 amino acids. Gene Ontology annotation, molecular function: aspartic-type endopeptidase activity. Gene Ontology annotation, biological process: proteolysis. Lineage: Eukaryota; Metazoa; Chordata; Lepidosauria; Squamata; Gekkonidae. The record is from RefSeq and is a predicted model, not a curated record. The transcript has 9 exons.
AUAAAAGAGACUUUUUGGGGGGAGGGGGCGGAAUCAGCCUUAUUUUUUCUCCUAGUCAACUGAAGUCAUGAAGGUCCUAUUAGCAGUUCUGGUUUCUUUUUCAUCGAUCACAGCUCUAGUAAGGAUCCCUCUGCUUCGAUCUCCAUCUAUCAAGCAACAGCUUCGAGCAAGAGGAGAAUUCUAUCAGUUCAUGAAAGAUCAUCAGCCUGACAUUUUUGCCCAAAGAUAUCUGCAUUGCUACCCUCCAGAUGUUUAUUCAUUAACGGGAUUUACAACAGAAAAACUCUAUGAUUACAUGAAUGCUCAGUAUUAUGGAAUGGUGAGCAUUGGCACUCCACCUCAGACAUUCACCGUGGUGUUUGACACUGGCUCCUCCAAUUUUUGGGUUCCAUCCUGUUAUUGUACCAGCGAGGCUUGCAGAAACCGUCCAAAUUUCAAGUCGUUUCUUUCACAAACAUAUGUACAUGUUGGACAACCCUUUUUUUUACAAUAUGGUACUGGGCAACUGCUGGGCAUCUCUGCUAAAGAGACAGUAAAGAUUGGCAACAUUUCUGUUGAGGCCCAGGACUUUGGCGAGUCACUUGUUGAGCCUGGCAUGACCUUUGUCUUUGCCCAGUUUGAUGGGGUGAUGGGCUUGGGCUAUCCAUCCUUGACUGUUGGGAGAGGACUUCCAGUAUUUGACAAUAUGGUAAAACAAGAACUGGUAGAGGAGCCUGUGUUUUCAUUCAUCUUGAACCGUGAAGACGACAAUGAAGAUGGAGGUGAAUUGAUACUAGGAGGCAUAGACCAUUCUCUCUACAAAGGAUCCAUUCACUGGGCUAAAGUCACUGAGAAAAAGUACUGGCAAAUUGAAGUCAACAAUGUGAAAGUCCAAGGACAACUGGCAUUAUGUUUGGAUGGCUGUAAUGCUAUUGUAGAUUCGGGUACUUCUCUCAUUACUGGCCCACUCACAGAAAUAAUCAAACUGCAGCAAUAUAUUGGAGCAAGACCAACCCCAUAUGGAGAGUAUUUUGUAGAUUGCAGAAGACUAUCCAGCCUGCCUCAGAUAACCUUUACUAUCUCAGGGAAAGAAUUCACUUUAACAUCAGAUCAGUAUAUAAUCAAGGAAAGCACAAGAGAGGAACUGGUGUGUCUCUCUGGUUUUCAGGCUGUGGCAGUUGGCAGAGACAAUGUACCAAUGUGGAUUCUGGGAGAUGUAUUUAUGUCAGGUUUUUAUUGUAUUUUUGAUCGUGGGAAUGACAGAGUUGGACUUGCAAAACCUGUUCAUAAAAGAAACUUGCUGAAGAGUUAUUGAAUUGAUUAGAAAUAUAUGAAUUAACAGAAAUUUUUCUGAUACCUAUAAUUUUGCUUUAAAUGUAACAUGUAAUAUUUUGAGGGAGAGGGAAUUUAAGAAGGCUUGAGUCAACUUUGGUAGUGCUCUUUCCCUGCAUUUGUAGUUUUCCGGUAUAUGUCCAUUUAUGAUUAAAUCAGCGACUGGAAGCUCCAAUGCCUCUUGAAGAAUGAUCUCUUGAACCAGCAGCUGCAACACUGAAAAAUUAUGACAUAAUGCAGCCAAUUCGGAAGUCAGCCCUACUGCAUCCAGUGUGACUGAGGUGUCUUCUGCAUCCCUGUUCUGAUCUCAUUGCUGCUGCUUUGUCUGGAACAAUUUUCUGUGUUGCAUUGUGAGCAGACAAGGGCACCUUUUCAUAUGAUAAGAAUGCCUUUUGAUCCAGAAUGGAACACUUGCACAUGUUAUUAAUUGAUAGGAUAGAAUAUGGAAGAGAGGUGAUUUUUAAAACCAAAAAGCCCCAGACAAACCUGCACAUUCAGGCUGAUGCUGGUUUUAAAUUUAAAUUUUAGAUGUGGUAAUCACACAGACCAGUUUAAGAGUUGUUUAUGAAAAUUACAUCUGAUUCCCAUCUUCAAAUACAGAUUUUUUUCCCUCUGGGAUGAUCUCCUUCACUGGGUCAAACUUGUUCAGGGAUAUUGUGAUCCCAGACCAAUUCACAAAAGUUGUGUUUCUUUCAUCAAUGCCUGUUAUAUCUAUUUCCAAAUUCAGCUGUACUCAUAAAUUAAAGUCGAUCAAGAAAGCCA